GCCAUUGCUCGAGAGUGGAGAUUGUGUGGAAAGGGGUAUAUCUAGAUAUCUACAUCUAGAUGAGAGCCGCAUGUAACACUUUUUAACUAAAUAUGUCUGGAAGAGGACGAGCACGAGCACGUGGAAGAGCACGAGGUGCUUCUGAGGAUCAAGCUAGAAGGCCAGGAGAACAGGCCGCACCACAGAGGGAGCAGCCUUCCUCAGCCCCUGCCCCAGCUCCAGCAGGUGGUCCCCCAGCAGCCAGUGGGAGAGCUUCUUAUAGAGGUGGUGCCAAGGAGCCACGACCUGGUAUCGCUACAGGAAGUGGUGAUGUGCCAGCAGAGGCCUUGGCCAAAAUGUCCAUUGGGACAAGAGAUGCAGGGGAGCGAAGAGAUCGCAUGUAUUAUAGUGAUCCAGAGUGUAAGCCAGCAUGGUUGACCGACAAAAGAGGAACAUCUGGAAUCCAGUUACCUGUAGUCACAAACUACUUCAAGCUUGAAAUGGCACCUGACUGGCAUCUCUACCAGUACCACGUGGAUUUCAAUCCUCCAGUUGAUUCCAGGAAAAUGCGCAUGGCUCUGUUAAUGACUCAUGAAAAUUUACUUGGAAAAACCAAAGCAUUUGAUGGGAUGAUCCUAUACCUACCACACCGUCUUCAGGAACAGGUGACAGAGGUGUAUAGUCAGAGGAGGACUGAUGAUGCCCAAAUAAGAAUUACAAUCACACUGACCAAUGAGCUGCCCCCCUCCUCACCCCAAGUCAUGCAGGUCUACAACAUUAUCUUCAGAAGGGUUCUAGCCAUGAUUGAAAUGAAGCAGAUUGGACGUAAUUACUUCAAUCCCUCUUUGUCGGUGGACAUUCCACAACACAAACUGACCGUCAUGCCAGGGUUUGUAACAGCCAUUGCUAAGUACGAGACUGAUACCUUGUUGUGUGCCGACAUCAGUCACAAAAUCAUCAGGUCUGAUACGCUACUAGAUUUGAUGUACGACAUGUACAGUCAAAGCAAAGGGGAAAGUUUCUAUGAUGAUUGUGUGCGGAAGUUUGUUGGCUCUAUUGUCCUCACAAGGUACAACAAUAAGACCUACCGUGUGGAUGACUUCGACUGGGACAAGAGACCAGACUUCACCUUCAAGUUGAGGAAUGAUGUCUCCAUUACCUUAGCUGAAUAUUACAAAAAGAACUACAACAUAGAUGUUCGAGACAUGAACCAGCCUUUAGUAGUAUCAAGACCAAAGAAGAAGGACAUCAGAAUGGGACGUACAGAGCCCAUCUUCCUUCUACCAGAACUCUGUACUGUCACAGGACUGACUGAUGAGGCAAGGGCAGACUUUAAUGUCAUGAAAGAUGUUGGUGCUCACACUAGAGUGGCCCCAGAGGGAAGAAAUAAAACAUUACAAGGCUUUAUUGACCAAAUCAACAAGAAUGAGAAAGUGCGAGCAGAAAUGGGAGGAUGGGGACUAAGGUUCUCUCAGAAUCUGCUGAACGUGAAUGCUCACAUAGCUCCCCAGGAAAAAAUCUAUCAGAAAGGCGGGGCAGAGUUGAGUUACAGACAGGAAGAUGCUGACUGGAGUAGAGACAUGAGAGGGAAGAAGUUAAUCACCCCAGUGAAUCUAGAUAACUGGGUCAUUGUGUUCACCAGGAGGAACAGCCCCCAAGCCCAGGAUCUGGUCCAAACCCUCAGUAGGGUUGGGCCUCCCAUGGGAAUGCAGAUCAACUCCCCCACAAUUUGCGAGUUGCCAGAUGAUAGGAAUGACAGCUAUCUAACAGCCCUGAAGCAGUAUGUCACCCCUCAAACACAGCUGGCAUUGACCAUCUUGCCAACAAAUCGUAAGGAUCGAUAUGAUGCCAUUAAGAAAUUUUGCUGUGUUGACCAUCCAGUACCAAGUCAAUGUGUUGUACAGAGAACACUCUCUAAAAAGCAGAUGUUGAUGUCUGUGGCAACCAAAAUUGCCAUUCAACUGAAUUGUAAGCUAGGAGGAGAAGUAUGGUGCCUGGAAAUUCCACUCAAGAACCUUAUGGUGGUUGGGAUAGAUUCUUACCAUGAUUCUAGUAAGAAGGGCCGCUCCGUUGGGGGAGUGAUUGCUUCCAUGAAUCAAGCACUAACUCGAUAUUACUCCCGGUGUACCUUCCAACACUCCAUGCAAGAACUAAUGGAUGGGUUGAAACUGAAAAAUCUGAUGGUGGUAGGUGUCGAUACUUACCACGAUUCAGCUAAGAAAGGGCGUUCUGUUGGGGGCGUGAUAUGCUCCUUAAACAAAACUCUUACUCGAUACUAUUCACGUACAACAUUCCAACACACUGGCGAGGAACUUGUUAACGGAUUAGUAACGUCACUGAGAGGUGCCUUGGAGAAGUACCACGAAGUUAAUGGUGCCCUACCUGAGAGGAUCAUUGUGUUCCGUGACGGUGUGGGUGAUGGACAGCUGAGGGCAGUGUAUGAACAUGAGGUACCACAGUUGAACGAGUGCUUUAAGAGAAGUGGUGGACAAGAUUAUAAUCCAAAGGUAGCAGUUGUAGUUGUAAAGAAGAGAAUCAACACAAGGUUCUUUGCAAAGUCUGGUCCAUCUCUGACGAAUCCUCCACCAGGGACCAUUGUAGACACCCAGGUCACCAAGCCAAUCUGGUAUGACUUCUUCCUCGUGUCUCAGUCAGUCAGACAGGGUACAGUGACCCCCACCCACUACAAUGUGAUCUGGGACUCCACAGGCCUUAAGCCCGAUCAUAUGCAGAGACUGGCAUACAAAAUGACACACCUUUACUAUAAUUGGCCAGGUACCAUCCGUGUACCAGCGCCAUGUCAGUAUGCCCACAAGCUGGCAUUCUUAGUGGGACAGUCCAUUCAUAAGGACCCUCACAUGUCCUUAUCUGAUCGUCUCUACUUCCUGUAAGCUUGUCCGUUCAGGAUGUGAUCAAAUGCUAUCAAAUAGAGGAUCAUGGAUCAAGGAUGGAAUGAUUAGAACUGCUGUUAACUAUUAUGGUGAGAUGCCAGUGCUGUGAAAAGUAGAAUAGAUGGAGUUGUAGAAUGAGGAAAAGGAAGUGGAAUUCCAUUGGAAGAAGGAAGACUUGGAGCCAAAGGGUUGAAAAAAGGAAUCCCCUUCAAACAGAGGAAAACUAGAUAAAAAAUUUAUAUUUUUGAAAUCAAAACAUACCUCAGAUAUUUUACAUGUGCCAUUAUGUGUUCAUACAUUUUA
Messenger RNA from Saccostrea echinata, 3173 nucleotides. RefSeq names its product piwi-like protein 1. Lineage: Eukaryota; Metazoa; Mollusca; Bivalvia; Ostreida; Ostreidae. The coding region runs from base 93 to 2870 and encodes 925 amino acids. Gene Ontology annotation, cellular component: P granule. The transcript is spliced from 20 exons. Gene Ontology annotation, molecular function: protein binding; piRNA binding. Gene Ontology annotation, biological process: regulatory ncRNA-mediated gene silencing. The record is from RefSeq and is a predicted model, not a curated record.